Messenger RNA from Macrosiphum euphorbiae (potato aphid), 252 nucleotides. Lineage: Eukaryota; Metazoa; Arthropoda; Insecta; Hemiptera; Aphididae. The record is from the annotation of a GenBank genome assembly.
AUGGAUGGAACCACCUACACGGCGUCGUGGGAUCAUAUUGUGGCCAUUUAUGAACAUGACAAAAAAAAUGAAGAGUACGGUCUACGAGUUCUUUUUAAAUUGAAUCACAACCACAUUCACAUUGAAAGAAGUAAAAUGAAGGUAUCAAAUGCUGCACAAGUGUUCAGUCAUAAAGUUGCUUCAGUAAUUAAACUCGUUGCUGAUAAUGCUCCCAAAGAAAGCUUGCUGGCAAAUGCUGUAGGUACUGCAUAG